AUGGCCGACAGUCUUAUCUCUCCGCAACGUGUCGCUCAAUCUAAGCCGGCCCGCGCGCGUCGCAGCGGCUCGUGGCACGCGUUCCUCUCGCCCACUGGCCCGGACGGUCAAGCCUCACCCACGGUCGCCGCGGCUGCCAUCCCUGCCGCAAUUCCCGCCGCCGCGACUGCCGCGCCCGCCGCCGGUUCGUCGCAAGCAGACAGCGCGGACGGCGGCGCAAGACCCGCCGCAGAGCGCGGUCGCGGGGCCUCCCCGUUGCUUCCGCCCUCUCUCAGCGACAGAGCGCAGUCCCCGCAUCCACUUACCUCCAGAUCUCCGCUUGGAAACGCCGCCGCCAACGCUCGCGCGUGGUGCGCGCGACGGUACCGCGGAAUCCUUCCGCCUGCUGGGGAAACCGCGACAGCGCCGUGGAACGCAUCAGCCCGCGCGGCAGGGGCGGGGGGGAUUACAGGGGCAGGCGGAGCUGCCCCCUCGAGCUGCGGGGAGGGUAGCGCCGGCGGAAGCGUCGACCGCCUCGCGGGAGCAAGGGUGAAGCGGCGAAGCAGGCAGGGGGGCAAUGCGGCGUCCGCUGGGCACGCCAGAAUUACCGACUCGAGUCAACCGAGUCAACCAGGUCAACCGGGUCAACGAGCCCAGGCCUCCCCGCGCCCGUCCGCCUGCCCGUCCGAACGGUCGAGCGCGUGGGGGCCAGGCGGAAGCAGCAGCACGAGUGAUUAUAGCGAGGGGACGGACGACGAGGAUGCGAUCUUCCAGGCGGCGAGGCAGGCGGAGGUGGAGCAGGAGUGUGACAAGUGGACGUCGCUGCUUGAGAGCCACUUCAGUCAAUCCGCUGACCAGGUGGGUGGGACAGGACAGGCCGGGGAACGAGGUAUGGGAAGGGGAAGAGCGAACGGGAUUGGUCAAUCGGGUCAAGAGGUGCGGCUGCUGGGAGCGGUCGUCUCCACCUUCUACUUCCAAACGCCAAACGCCACUCUCGAUCAGGUCAGCCGCCCGCCAGGUCAGCCGCCCGCCAGGUCAGCCGCCCACCAGGUCAGCCGCCCGCCAGGUCAGCCGCCCACCAGGUCAGCCGCCCACCAGGUUAGCCGCCCACCAGGUCAGCCGCCCACCAGGUCAGCCGCCCGCCAGGUCAGCCGCCCGCCAGGUCAGCCGCCCACCAGGUUAGCCGCCCACCAGGUCAGCCGCCCACCAGGUCAGCCGCCCGCCAGGUCAGCCGCCCGCCAGCCCACCUUCUCGUCGCUGGUGAACCAGACAGACUACGCCCGCCCGCUGCUGUUCGGCAUCUCCUUUGCCCUUCGGGUGACCCAGGCUGAGCGGCCGGCGUUUGAGAAGCAGCAGCAGCAGCAGCUGGGGGACCCAGCAUAUUGCAUCAGGCACGGCAGCGUGUGUGCAGUGCAGGGAGCCAGCCAGAGCACGCCCCCAUUGUUCUCACCAGCGCAUCCCUUCUCUGCCCCCACUCACCCCGCAUAUCCCCCCACCACUCCCCCCAUCCACUCCCCAAUCCCAGGCACGGCAGUGUGCACGGCAGAGUGUGUGCGGGAAUGCAGCAGGAAUACGCCCCCAUCGUCCUCACCAGCGCAUCCCUUCUCUGCCCCCACUCACCCCCCAUAUCCCCCCACCACUCAUCCUCAUAGGCAUGGCAGAGUGUGUGCGGGAAUGCAGCAGGAAUACGCCCCCAUUGUCCUCACCAGCGCAUCGGCCUCCAUGAUUGGUCAGGGCCUGCUGGGCCGCUCCUACCGCCCUGACCAGCCGUUGACUGGCGUUGACUCUGUUGACCUGCCUGCUGACCAGCUGGCAUUGCAGGAAAUUCUGGCGUGGGCUGAACGCUCUGGAACAAUAGAGGCAGUCACACAAGCGCGGGACUAUGGGGUGAUGGGGGCACUCGCGCCCCCCUUCCGCCUCAACCUCUCUCUCUCUACCUCCACGCGACCCAUCUCCCCUUUUUCUCCCCAUUUUCCCCCACCGCUUUCCCCACCCCUUUCCCCAUUCCCAGCUGAACGCCCUGGAACAAUAGAGGCAGUCACGCAAGCGCGGGACUAUGGAGUGAUGGGGGCACUGGCGCCGCCCUUCCGCCUCAACCUCUCCCUCUCCACCUCCACGCGGCCCAUCUCGCACGGCCUCUUUAUAGUCUUCCCCGUUUACCGCACGCCCGACCCGCUCCCCGACGGUUUGUCUUCUAGCGAGUACCGGGCGGCGUGCCUCGGCUACAUGAUGGCGAUCGUUGACUUUGAGCCCAUGUGGGAUGCGAUGCUUGCGGUGAGCAGUGGUGCAAGGUGCUGGGAGGUGCUGGGAGGGGAGGUGCUGGGAGGUGCUGGGAGGUGCCGGGUGGCGUUUGGAGGUUGCAGGUGGUGUGCCCUCGGCUACAUGAUGGCGAUCGUGGACUUUGAGCCGAUGUGGGAUGCCAUGCUUGCGGAAUACCACGGCUUGGCCCUGCCCAUGUUUGCACAAGUAUCAACUGAAAUGUCUUCCGCUCACCCGCACCCGCCCACUCUUGCUCCUUUUCCAUCACCCCCAUCCCCAUCCCAGGAGUAUCACGGCCUGACCCUGGAAUACCACGGCCUGGCCCUGCCCAUGUUUGCCUCUGAGUCAACUCAACCGUCGUUCUCUCCCCACACGCGCCCACACUUUCUUUCUUCUCCCCCACUCACCCCCAGGAAUACCACGGCCUGGCUCUGCCAAUGUUUGCACGCAUUUAUGACGUCACUGGGAGCAGAAGUCUCACUCUCCCCACGCCAUCCCACGCCCGCUCACUCUUGCUUCUUUCCCAAUGACUCCCAGGAAUACCACGGCCUGGCCCUGCCCAUGUUUGCACGCAUUUAUGACGUCACCGGGAGCAGCGGGGAGAAGGGGAAGCGGGCGGGGGAGGUGAUAUACGAGCCUAAAGGACAAGAGUUGCCGCCCGGACAGGAGGACUCGUACGCGCAUGUGAACGUGGUGAAUUUGGGGGACAAAUACCGCGAAUACGAGAUGCGGUGCAGGUACUACACAACCUAUGUAUUUCCCGCGGCGAGUGCAGGGUGGGCCAUCCUCGUUAUAGUGGUGAUGGGCCUCGCAGCUUACGUGUACUGGGCGGCGUGUGAGCGCGUGCAGCAGCUGGAGAGGGAUUACCAGCGGUUGGAAGCGGUGAAGAACCGCAUGAAAGCGGCCAAGAGGGUUGCGGAGCGGGCGAGUAAAGCCAAAGGGUUGUUCCUCACUACCAUGAGUCAUGAGCUGCGCACACCACUGAAUGGCGUCAUAGGCAUGCUGAACCUGCUGCUGGAAACACCCCUCACGGUGACUCAACUAGAUUACGUGGAUACGGCGCGUACCAGCGGGCGGGCGCUGCUGGAACUCAUCACAGACAUCCUCGACCUCUCCAAGAUCGAGGCGCAGAAGAUGCAGCUAGAGCAUGUUCCCAUGGACGUGAGGGGAGAGGUGGACACGGUGCUCACAAUGUUCAUCGAGCGCUUCCGAGACAAGCCGCUGCUGGAGGUCGCUGCGUACAUUGACCCCCUGGUGCCGGCAUCUGUACUUGGCGACUCACUGCGCUUCCGCCAGGUACUAAUCAACCUGCUGUCCAACGCGUGCAAGUACACCGAACGUGGACACAUCUUCAUCGCCAUCCGCACGGCCGACAUUCACGAGGACCUCCGGAGAGACGCGAGCCGAUCCCAGUCCAAGCGAGGGGUCUCCCAGCCGCAGCAGCAGCAACAGCAGCAGCAGCAGCAGCAGCAGCAGCAGCAGCAGCAGCAGCAGCAGCAGCAGCAGCAGCAGCAGCAGCAGCAGCAGCAGCAGCAGGAAGAGGAUAAGCAGCUGCCACUGGCAGCCCCGUCCUCCUCUUCGGGGGAUGCUGCAACGACAAUCAACAGCCUCACUGCAUCACACAGCACGCAUACGGCUGGUGGCACUGGGGGGCGGGCGAAUCUUGGGUCGACAAAAGGAGACAGCGGCAGCACGUGCAAGAACGGACUAUCCGGGCUACGCACGUUGUUCUUUUCUGGUUCAAAAAGCUCUGAUAAUGGCUGUGGGGGUAAUCGUGAUAGCUAUGGUGGAAAAGAAGGCGUUGAGGGUACUGGUGGUGGAGAGCAAGGGGGGGAAGGAGAAUGGCAGGCAGCCUGGGUGAGUGGCAGGCAGAGGGAUGGUGAGGCAGCUGGUGCAUGUCUCCCUGGGUCAACCAUUGCCACGACCACCACGAACACCACGACCACCACAGCCACUGUCUCCUUUCGCCCUGCCAGGCUGCUCUCUCGCACCAAGAGUGGCAGGACCCGCGCUGCUGCUGCUGCUGCUGCUGCUGCUGCUGGGGGUGGGAGUGCUUCUGCUGGGGUAGGUGCUGCUGGGGGAGGUGCUGCUGCCGCUGCGUCAAUGGAAGGUGGCGGUGAUGUCGCCAGCAGUGCUUGGCGGGGCGGUAUGAGCGCUGCUUGCGGGCUGCCCCUGGGUGCAUGCGUGGGCGAGCAGCGGCUGCUGGCGUAUCAGCAGCUAGAAGACGAGCAGGAGGAGCGGGAAGAGCAAGAGCAGAUGGAGUGUCAGGAGGUGGGCAAUGAAGGGGUACUGGCUGGAGUGCAAGGGUUGGCAGGGGAUAGAGGGUUGGCAGGGGAUAGAGGGUUGGCAGGGGAUAGAGGGUUGGCAGGGGAGCGAAGGCAAGAGAAGGAGCAGGAGCUGUUGGAAGUGGUGGUGCAUUCCAGCAGCCCACCAGCUGCUGCCGCUGCUGCUGCUGUUGCCGCUGCUCCUACAAGCAGCGGGAAGCAGCAGUAUCACGAGGAGCAGCUGCAGCAGCAGCAGCAGCAGCAGCAGGCGCACGUGACACUGAGUGGGCGAGCGGCAGUGAGGAGCUGCAACAGCUGGCACGUGCUGGCUGCCAGGCGGGCCGCGUGGCUGCAGCAGGGGCGGCAGCAGGCUCUGCUGCGAGGGGGAGAGGGGGGCGAGAGGGACGAGGGGGGCGAGAGGGGUGAGGGGCGUGAUGGGGAUGAGGAGGGAGAUGGGGAGGGAGGCAAGAAAGGGUGUGUGGAAGUGGACUGUGAGUGGGAGAGGCAGCAGUUGGUGACAGGAGGAGCAGCAGGGGGAGGAGGAAGUGGGGCAGCCGCAGCAGUGGCAGCAGACGACAGGCCUCAAACCGUUCGAUUGGUGGUUUCUGUUGAGGACACAGGAGAGGGCAUUCCCUUUGCAGCGCAGCGCACCAUCCUGAAGCCAUUCACCCAGGCGGACCCCAGCACGACACGCACGCACGGCGGCACGGGAAUCGGCCUCUCCAUCAGCCGCCACCUAGUCGACCUCAUGGGCGGCCGCCUCUCCUUCUCCUCGCGCCCUGGCCUCGGCAGCACCUUCUAUUUUGACCUCCUGCUGCCCUGCGACCAGCCUCGGCCCGAGCCAGUGCCGAACCUGCAGUCGGACCUGGUUUCCACUUCGGGAAAGUGUUCCAGAAGUGAAAAUGGUGCUGUGGCUGGGGUGGCAGAUGGUGCUGCUCCUGCUGGUGCUUAUGCUGCUGAUGCUGAUGCUGCUAACGCCAUAGGCCCUCUCAGUAGCUCCUUCCUUUCUCCUUUUGGUUUGGAAGACAGGGAUGGAGCGGCAAGCCUGAGCGGGAUCAAGGAAGCUGUGGUUCGGGCCAGGCUGGGAGCGAUCCUGCUGGACGACCGGCCGGUGAGGCUCGGGGUGCUGGAGAGCCUGCUCAACAGGUUCGGCAUGCCGGUGCUCAACUCCACGUUCGGCAUCAGCUCUGCUCCUGGUGAGGCGCGUAUGAUGCAGCCUUUGCAGCAGCCUUUGAUGCAGGCGGUGGUUGUGUUUGUCAAUGACGAGUGGCUUGAGAGGCAACAGCAGGAGGAGGAACAGGAAGAGGGUGAGGAGGAGGGGGAGGAGAGGGAGGAGGAGAGGGAGGAGGAGGAGGAAAGGCAACAGGAGGAGGGGAUGGGUGGGGAGAAGGAGGAGAAGGGGGAUGGGGCGCAGGAGGAGCAUGCAGAGGAGCAUGAUCAUCCAGGCAGGUUGACAUGGCAAGGUAAGGCAUGGGAGGCGAUGGUAGCAGCAGGGAUGGUGAGGCCAGGGGCAGGGAUGGGGAGGGAAGGGGCAGGGAUGGUGAGGGAAGGAAGAGAGACAGACAGUCACCCUGCUGGAUCGCUUGCCCCACCAACCAGUACCACCAUAGCUGCAGCUGCUGCUGCUGGUGCAGCUGGCAGUGAUGGUGUGACUGCAGCUGCAAGGGGGGGGUAUGGGUACGGGGGCACAGAGGGGUUGCGUGGGCUGCAUUCAACGCUCUCCAUGACUGAUUGGAUGCUCCACUUGCCCUCCCUUGACUCCCUCACUGCUGCUGCUGCUGCUGCCUCUGCUCCAGAUGCUGCUGCUGCUGCUGCCGCUGCUGCCGCUGCUGCUGCCGCUGCUGCUGCCGCUGCUGCCACUGCUCCAGGUGCUGCCGCUGCUGUCUCUGCUGCCGCUGCUGCUGCUGCGCUUGCUGCUUCAGCUGCGUCUGAGGCUGAAGAUUCACAAACCUUUGCCGAGGCUGCCAACGAGGCUGGGUUCCGAACCUGCCUUUCCAAGCCUGUACGCAUGAGUGCCCUUGCCAGCUGUCUGGGGGAGAUUCUCAUGGGGGGAUCAGGGCAGGGGGAAGGGGAGGGAGAAGGGGGGGAGGGGGAAGGGGAGGAGGAAGCGGAGGGGGAAGGGGAGGGGGAUAGGCAGGGGGGCGGGGAGGAGCGGGAGGGAAAAGCUGAGGAGGGGGAGGGAAGGAGCAGGGGUGGGGAGUGGGAGGGGAGAGAGGAGGGGAGAGUGGAGGGGACAUGGGGCAGGGAGGAGAGGGGAGGGACUGAAGGAGUGUGUGUGGAGGAGGAGAAUAGCCAUUGGGAUGUUUUGAGUGAGGGAGAGAGUGUGAGCGAGUGGGGGGAUUUGUUGGAGCAGGAGAUUGAGGGGAUAGGGCCUAGGCACCUUGUGAUAAAAUCUUUGAGGCGCCUCAACAGACGGCGCGUGCUCGUGGUGGACGACAACAUGGUCAACCGCAAGGUAACCAGCCGCUGCAAAGUGACCCUCCCCUCCCUCCCUCCCCUCCCUCCCUCCCCUCCCUCCCUCCCCUCCCUCCCUCCCUCCCUCCCCUCCCUCCCUCCCUCCCCUCCCUCCCUCCCCUCCCUCACUCCCCUCCCUCCCUCCCCUCCCUCCGUCCCUCCCCUCCCUCCCCUCCCUCCCUCCCUCCCUCCCUCCCUCCCUCCCUCCCUCCCUCCCUCCCUCCCUCCCUCCCUCCCUCCCUCCCUCCCUCCCUCCCUCCCCUCCCUCCCUCUCCUCCCUCCCCUCCCUCCCUCUCCUCCUUCCCCGGCAGGUGAUAGGCCGCAUGCUGCAGCGGCGAGCGUGAAUGAUCCCUGUGAAUGGGCUCCUCAGCCUGCCGUCCCGCUCUCCCCUCCUUUCCCACCAGGUGAUAGGCCGCAUGUUGCAGAGGUGAUAGGCCGCAUGCUGCAGAGGUAUGGCGUGAGCGUGGAGGAGGUGGAUGGGGGGGCCAAGGCGGUGAAGCGAGUCCAGGAGAUGUGCGACGGUGCUUCCUUGCCGCUUGACUGUGUCUUCAUGGACAUUCAGAUGCCGGGAAUGGACGGCUACGAAGCAGUCUCCCGCAUUCGCAGCAUGGAGCAGGAAGCGCCACCAACCACAGCAGCAACCCCAUCCCCAUCAACCCCACCUGCAAACCCAUCACCCUCUGCAUCAAUUUCUCCAAAAAGCCUAUCAGAUAUAAGAAUCCCACCAGCCACCAGAAACCCGUCAGCAUCAACGUCCCCACGAAGCGCACCAGCAGGGGCGGCAGCAGAAGCAGCAGUGACGGGUGCAGCGAGGGCAGGGAAGGGACGGCUGCUGGUGAUAGCGCUGACUGCUGAUGUGGGUGCGGGCACGCGGGAGCGGUGUGCCAAGGCGGGGAUGGAUGGGUAUAUGACGAAACCCAUUGAGGAGCAGCAGCUGUCGCAAGUGGUAACCUUAAGUCGACUCAAGAGGCCCAUGGAGGAGCAGCAGCUGUCGCGCAUGGUGCUCCCGCACCCGUACUUCGCUGCACUGGCGGAUCCUCUUUCUGAGCUUCAUCAUCACCCCAUGGCUCCUGCUGGUGAUGCGCCGGUCUCGUCCGCUCCAGGCGUUGCGGCUGCGCACGGGAAGAAGGCGGUUGACGCGCGACCAGAUCCGGUCACUCCGAAGACGCUUUUCAACGGAGUGGCUGGUCCUUUCGGUGUGGAAGUGAUUAACACGCUGUCGGCCCGUACGUCUGCUCUCAAGCUGGAUGAUCUGCCGGCGGGAGGAAAGGAAAAUGGCACGGUUAAGCCAUCUGCUGCUGGAAGCUCUUCGUCGGCGCCUGGUGUGCUGGACAAAGGCAAGGCAAAGGUGGAGGACAAGGACAACGGCGACGGCUACCUCAGCGAUGAUCCGGACGAAUGCCAAGACCCGGAGAUUCUCAACGUAAUCGCUGCGCAGGCGGGUUUUGCCAUUACCCUGCUGGUCCCGUUCGCCUGGAGCAAGGAAGUCCCUCGCACCACCAACACGGUUCGGCACCUGCUGCUGGUGUGGGGGAAGCACCUCUCGGAGAAUGUCAGGGACACGACCAAGUUUCAGCAGUUGUCGGCCACCUACCUGUCCAAGAAGCAUUUCGGCCGGAUGCAGGUGGUGUUUCUGCAGGCUGCGGAUGCGAAUUUCGUCUGGAGCCGGGAGGUGGAUCAUUACACGAUGAAUGACAAGAAGCUGACACUCGGCUGGCAGCAUCCGGAGAACACCGCGUACCUGAAGGAGCGUGCGGUCCACCCGGAGGCGAUUGAAGUGCUCCUUAAGGGGGUUCCGGCGGUGAUCUUACCGGAGAUGAUCCAGAAGAAUCUCGUGACUGCGUUGUUGAUGAAGCGGGGUCGUACGGCUUUCCGCAAGGGUUCGGCGUUUCAUAGGGUCCUGGAUCCUGUCUCGGGGUCGGACACGGACAAGAUCAAGGGCCUGGUCUACAGGCACCCGGGGGAUAAGUGGUUGCAACAGCGGGCUUCCGAGCUGAUCUCUGUGCCGCCUCCCCCCCGAGCAGCUGCUUCUCUGAAGCUGUCAGCGGCGGCGAAGAUCAUCAUGGCGAACCCGACGAUUUCCCUUACCUCAGUGGGAGGGGUCCGGGACGAGUGGGUCUGCGUGCAAGAGGAGUGCGGAAAGGCUCAUGGAAGCAAUUUCGAACAGGCUAUGGAGCAUGCUCAGUCGCAGCGCCACUGCAGCGGUCUGCUCAAGGCGGGAGCUGCUACGCGCCAGAGCAGGGGGGAGCAGGGCCUGGCGGAUGUCCGGAAGGAGUUCGGGAAGUAG
Messenger RNA from Closterium sp. Naga37s-1, 9243 nucleotides. The record is from the annotation of a GenBank genome assembly. Lineage: Eukaryota; Viridiplantae; Streptophyta; Zygnematophyceae; Desmidiales; Closteriaceae.